GGGGCGCGAGCACCUGACAGCAACAUGGCGGCGGCGGGGCGGCGCGGCGGGGGCCUGGGGCAGCCACCCGCGGGGGACCCGCCGCCCGCCCGCGAGCUGGUGCGGCCCUCGGUGACGGAGCUGUCUCAAGUGAGGACCAACAUCCUGUGCACCGUGCCCGGCUGCGGCAAGGUGCUGCCCAACAGCCCGGCCCUCAACAUGCACCUCAGCAAGGCCCACCGGCUCCAGGAUGGAAAAUUUAAUGCACCAAUAAGGAAGGGUUUGAAAACUCCACAGAAAUUCUACUGCUGUCCUAUUGAAGGCUGCCCCAGAGGACCAAACAGACCAUUUUCCCAAUUUUCUCUUGUAAAACAGCACUUUAUGAAGAUGCAUGCUGAAAAGAAGCACAAAUGUGAUAAAUGUAGUAACUCCUAUGGUACAGAAUGGUAUUUGAAACGGCAUAUAGAGGACUGUGGCAAGACUUUCCGGUGUACUUGUGGGUGCCCCUAUGCCAGCAGACCAGCAUUACUGUCUCAUAUUUACAGAACUGGACAUGAAAUUCCUGCGGAACACAGGGAUCCUCCUAGUAAGAAAAGGAAAAUGGAAACCUCUGUACAUAAUCAGCAGUUGGCAGAGAAAGCAAAUAAAGCAUUCAUCGAUACACACAGUAAUAACCCUGGGACUCAGGAGCUGGAGUCAUCUGAAGUGAAGCUAGUGGCAUCUUUUGAAGGUUCCUGCAAUUCUAACUUCACAAAGCAAGUGCACCCAAAAUGUACACCGAAGAUGCUUUUGCCAAAGCCCAAGGUGGCUUUGGUUAAACUUCCAGUGAUGCAGCUUGCUCACUUGCCUGUGUAUGUGUCUGCAACAGAUUCUUCUGUCAAGCCUGUUGUAGUGGCUGUUGAUAAUCAAGGUUCAGUUGUAAGCACUGUUCAUUUAUUGCCUCAAUCUGUGGGAAUUCUGAUUCCAGCACUGGAGGCGGAAACACUUGUAUUUAAAGAUACUAUGCCAGUUUCAAAAGUGACAAAUUCUGGUGAUAACGAAGCAGUAAGUACUGGUGUACAAGUUGACUUGGAUAAGGUUACAUCAGAUAGCCCAGGACAAGAGCUGGGGAGCGUUUGCCACAAGAAUAAAAUUUCUUCAAUAAAUGUACAGACUGACUUAUCUUAUAUUUCUCAAAAUUUUGUACCAGCUGCAGCCUGGACUCCUGAUUCUUCUGUAUCUUCUUGUUCUCAGACAGAUCUGUCAUUUAGUUCACAGGUUUCAUUACCCAUCAGUGUACAAACGCAGACGUUGCUCCCUGCUUCCAAACUGACUUCAUCCAUAGCUGCUCAGACUGAUGAUUUUAGUCAGGCUUGUUUUCCAACGUGUGGCAUUUCUAGAGAGACUCAAACCAGUAGGACGCAGGAUUCUAUCGAUGGACGAGUGCAGAUGGACCAGGCUGUCAUGUGCAGUGACAUCUUUGAAAAUGUUCAUUCAUCAUAUAAUGUUUCUACUCAGAUUGAACUUCCAGAAAAUAACUUAAUGACUACAAAUAUAGAUCAGACCUUGCUGCAGAGGAGUAAUUGCAAGAGCCUCAAUCAAGAUACAGUGAAGUCUGAAUCUCUUAUUGGCUUCAAUACCCAGGCUAAUAUACUUCCACCUCAAAAUACGAUGGAUAAUCAAACCCAGACAAUGGACUUGCUAAGUGAUCUGGAAAAUAUCUUUUCAGGAAACAUGCCUGGCCAGACACUGGAUAAUCGUGGCCUUUUGUCUGAGACUAGUUCUAAUGCUGACACGCAUCUGCCAUCUGGUUCAUCACAAAGCACUGGAAUAGACUUUGACAUUGAAGAGUUCUUUUCAGCGUCCAAUAUUCAAACUCAGACUGAAGAGAGUGAGCUUGGUACCCUACCCUCUGAGCCAGUUUUGGAGUCACUGGACAUCGAAACUCAAACUGAUUUCUUAUUUUCAGAUAGUGCCACUCAAUCAUAUAGCUGCAGAGGAAAUUCUAACUUCUUAGGUUUGGAGAUGUUUGAUACGCAGACGCAGACAGACUUGAAUUUCUUUCUGGACAGCAAUAGCCAUCUGCCUUUAGGAAGUAUUCUGAAGCAGUCUAGCUUCUCCAUGAGCACUGACUCAUCAGAUACAGAAACCCAGACAGAGGUAUAUCCUGCCACUAAAAACAUACCUAACCAGAGCAUAGAAAGCAAAGUCCAGCUCAGUAGUGCUGAAACACAGACUAUGGAUAGCUGCUUUGAGAAUCUUGGGAAUUUAUUCCUUACCAGCAACGAGACACAGACAGCAAUGGAUGACUUUCUUCUGGCUGACUUAGCCUGGAAUACAAUGGAGUCCCAGUUCAGUUCAGUAGAAACACAGACCUGUGAAGAGCUGUGCUCCUUGUUUCAGAGCUCUGACAAGCCCAGUCAUUGAGUACUGUGUAACAGAACUGUUUCCUGUGGUUUGAAAUUAAGUUAUUGGGGUGGGAGAGAUGCAUCGACCAAGUAACCCAUUUCACAUUGUUGAAUGUAGUUAUUGUGUGCGGUUGGCCUAAAAGACUUUUCAUGCUGAAGGUACUUCAUUGAAAAUGUAACUUCAACAUAAGUUAUAUGUGCAUAAAGGGGAGGGGGGGGGCAUAACAUGUUAAUGUACAUUUGAACCUUAAAAAAACAGUUUGUGGUGCCUAUGUUUUUUGCUCAAUCUUCUUUACAAACUGCUUCAUUUAAACCGAAGAACCUUUUGAAAGUGUCCCAUAUAUAUCUAUUUCUGGCUUAUGUAUAGGGUUCCACUGUGCUAGACCAAAACCUGGCCUGUCCAAUUCAGAUGCUUCCCUGAAUUAUGGGGGAGGAUUCUCUUAGUGUAAGCUACUUCUGUUUACUUUUUUUAGUAGCUUGUAUUUUUAAUCCGGCAUGAACAUAAUAAGCUGUAUUGUCUUUUCCUUUAUGCCUUCACAGCUCUUUCUCCUGUUCAAGUUGCAGUUUUCCAAACACCCGUCCAACAGCCAUAGAUACAUGUAGGCUGGAAUUAUGGAAUGCUGAUGAUUUGCAAAACAUGUAGAAAACAGUAGUUGCUCUUCCCAGGUGCUACUGAUGCCCUCUGAAGGGUAGAAAAAGAGCUUAGAAUACAUAAUCACUUGGAAAAUUGUUACGAUGUCCUUUUAGCUUGUGUCAUAAAUGGGACUAAAGUAAUUUAAAGUCUUCAGAAGGGAUUUGCUUGAAUUAUUUCUGUCUGUAAGACACAAAUGUUACAAUGUUUGUGCCUCAAAAACUGGAAUAGUUUUUCUGUGAAAUUCCCCUGGUUUCCAGGAAGAUGCAAGUUGGGAAGUGUCACAGUGGUUUAUAUUUCCAUUACCUGAACAAAAACCAUCAAAGAUGAGAAACUGAAUUCUGUGAAAUAUUUCUUUACCUGCACUUGGAUUUCUGCUUCCAGAACUGAAGCAAACUCAGCUGCAUACAUCAGAGCUGGGAGAUGUGCUCACAAAAACCCUUUCAGAAAAGAUGUAUUUUGCUUUUGCACAUUGAUCUGCAGCAGGUGGUUCCUGCAGCUUCUGGAAGGUUUUCUGAGUGUAAUCAAAAACUCGGACUGAUCUGUCAAAGAGAAACAUGUGACCUCUUGGAUUGUUGUAUGCUUACUUUACCCUUCAUACUGUGCUUGUAGCAGAUGUAUUCACAUGGAAAAAAACAAAGCCGGUUGUGAAUGUAUGCUGGAAUUUGGCCUUAACUGAUUCUUACCCUGUUGUAAUGCCUGCAGAAAUGUAGGCCUCUGGUUUUGUCCUGAGCAGGUUUUAGUUUCUGUUACAUUAAGUGAAAGAUGAUAUAUCUUUAUGUCAUGUUCCUGGACUUUACUCCUCUUGUUGGAGGUACUGGCUAUGUGUUUGCCAGGCAUCCCACCAGUAACGGGUGUCUGAGCUGUAGUUUUUGAAGACUUGCUAUGCUUUGUGCACAGCUUCAUAUCCUCAGCUCAAGGAUGUGGGAGCACAGUUACUCACCCAACACAGCUAGCUUGUUUUCUUGAAAAUGAGCAAUACCUUUUGAUUUUAGUAUCUCAUCUUACCACUCUUUAAAUUGCCAUACUUAAGUCAACACAGUGAUCUGAUAAGUAUCAGAGUCCUACACUGGUGGCUUAUGUCCUUCAUUUUGGAUAUAUUAAAUAUUUUUGUGAAAAUGCAAAGUCUGCAAUCAGACUGUUCAUAGUUGCUGAAUCCCACGGUGAAGCUACUAAAACCUGGUCCAAAAUAUCAUGGGUCAAUACUACUUAUUCUUAAAAAUGAAACAAUUUAUUUUAAAUGGGUAAUCGACUAUUCUGACCAUUGUUUUCAAAAUAAACUUCACUGAGAGCUAUUUCUUGGUAGUACUAAAAUGAUACUUAUCUCCCUUUUUCUGCAGUUUGUCUCUGAUUUGAUUUUCAAGGCACUGACUCUAUUGUAAGUAUUGGUCAGUAGUGACUUACUAUUUUGCUAAUUCUCUCCUCUGUGUCCUCCACUGCCAUUUGAGCCGCUGUAUGAAAAGUAACAUCAGGUUGUCCACAACCUCUUAGCACAAACUUCUAUCUGGAAGUGAUACUAAUAUUACUCGUGCUUACUCUGUUUCCUGCUUAAUUAAGUUACGCUGCCAUUGCUAGCUCUUGAUCUGGGUGUCUGUGUAAAUACUAUUCUAAAACUGAAUUAGUAGUUUAAUUAGUCUAAUUAGUGGUAGACGUGUGCUUUUCUUUUGUAUUUAAGGAGAAAGUCUGAGAUAUGCCAAUGUCUAUUAACCGCUGCUUCAACACAUCCAGUAUUUUGUCUCUGGGAAAGAUAGUGCUCCAGCAACCAAGUUACAAUGCCUGCAGGGUCUGAUGAAUUGCUACAGUUGGUCAGACUGUUUCCAAAUACUCCAUGGUUCAGGAAAAAAAAUAUCUUCCUCCUGCAUUUGGUUUACUGUAAUUUCAACCUUGCUGAGACUACAGUGUUCUGCUAAGAAUUGGUCAGGAAAGGCACAUUUGUUAGCUAUGCUAUCCAGUUUGUUCUAAACAAUUUCAAAAUAACAGUGUCUUAGUUUUCUUCAGAUUGGAGUUAGGUUUGUGUCUGUUUCCACUACCAUGGUUGUAAGUGCUUGUUUCUGCUUUGGGAAAGGAGAGAAUCCUCCCUCUGGCUCUUAAUGGCGGUCUAAGAGAUCUUGCUAGUUUAAAGUCAAUGUAUUAAUGCUCCAGAAUCUCAGCUAUGCAAAGCUGUUUGUGUCUAGAAACUUCUCACUUCCAGAGUACGUGAAAUCUUAAGGAGAAAGAUGUGCACAGCUGUUUAACUUUAAAAGCUGUAAAAAAAAAGUCCAGUUCUAAAUAAUUCAGUGUCUGUAACUUCAUGUAUGUAACUAACACUCCAUGUUUUAUUCCAAGACUCACUUGCACAUUUUGUCAGUUGAAAGCAAAAGGUUAAAUUUCCCUGUUAGCCAUAUACCUUGAGAGUUAGGAGGCAACAGAACAAAGAAAGUGACUGCCUUUCACUGUUUUAAGUCUUUAUCCUGGCAGCACAACCUCACAUGCUAAGUCAGGUGCAAACUGUCAUCUUUCUGUGUGGCUGGGCAAGAGAUGUAAGCAUUGGCAGGAUUGGGAUCUUAGGGUCCUCAGGGCUUUUUGGUUGUUUGAUUUUGACUUUUUUUUUUUAAUAACCCUUCAAAUGCGGGAUAAGUAAGAUCCAUAGAACCAUACUGAGUCAACAUAAGGUGCUAGACUUGCAAAAUGUUACUGAAAUGACAACUCAGAGGUGAACCUAACUAAUUUGCCUUUAUUAUCAGGAAGUCCAGCUUCUUUUGGCUAUUUUUGACUUUUUUUUUUUACAUCAUCUUAUAAUGUGCAAUUUACAGUUUCAAAUACAUUUGCACCAAAAUGUUUUUAAUGUUGUGAGCUUUUUCAUUUCUGUUUGGUUGAGGAUGCUGCUAUACUUGUGUUCAUAAUAGAUCUACUGUAAACAGACCUCCAUAACAAUUUCACUUGAACACUAUGAGGAUAGGGUUGUUGAACAGCAAGCUGCUUCAGUGCAUGGUGCAAACGUGCAUCUUCUGUUCCUUUUGUUGUGGUGGGUUUUGAUUUGAUUUGUUGUUUCUUUCUGUGGUUCAUGUGAAUCAAAAUGGGUGCUAAAAGGAUUUGCUGGUUAGAGCACGACUGCAUUUUCUUGUUUAAAGUGCCAUUGCUAUGCAGCGAACAGCAUCAAGGAACUACAUUGUUCAGUUCUGCGUUGCCAUGCAGUCAGGUUGAUGUUUGUCUUCAUGUGUGUGACUCUUCCACUUCACUGCAAAUGUCAUUGGACAGCCUGAAACAGUGGAAAUUCUUGUCUGAGCUGCAGAUCUCUGGUUAAAUAACAGAAGUCCUUCACUUCUGAUUCUUUCUCAUGUACUGGUUUUUCAGGAGUAUCUUCAACAUAACUAGCAGUGGAAUAUGAUGGAUGGCUUGAAGUGAUGAAGUAAGCCAUGCCGUAUCCAUUUCACAAUGAGUAAUGCUUUACAUGCAUGCUUCAGGCACUCGCAUGCAGAGCUAGAUUGACAGUGCUCUAUUUUACAGAUAUUUGCAAGUGCAUCUAUGAUAAAAAUAAAGCUAGAUAUGGAAGCAGCCAUAUAUUUUCAACUUACAGAAUUCAAAACCUGAUAAUGAUCUAGUUAAACUUGUAACUAUUUAGAAUGAUGAGUAAUACGUCCCAUGGUUGAGCCUUUCCCAAAGCAUGUGUGAGUUAAUAACUCUGAGAAAUGUCCUUAAAAUAUUCUUCUCAUCACUGGUGGGACUUUGAUCUAGCAGACAAAUCCAGUUUUCAAAGGAUGUUCAUGUUUGAUUCUUGCUAUUUAAGCCAAUAAACUUGCAAUAAGCAGAGAAAAGCAAGUAUUUGUUUCUGAUACCUGUUUUACGAGUGACAAUCCCAAAGAAGGAAUGUUGUCCUAACAGUUGUGAAACGUUUAAGUAUAUUAAUGCAUGCAGAAAAAAACUGUGCCAAAAUACUGAUUCAUAUUUCCUUAUGUUGGAAACUGAACUGUUACACAGAGCUACUACUAAGUUAUUCACACAAGUAUUGAAACCUUGUGUUCACAAAUGAAGCACUUAUUUAGUCCUGUAAAUUAUACAUAUUUUGGAAUAAAGUGAAUUUCAAUCAA
Molecule: messenger RNA, 7064 nt
Organism: Gallus gallus (chicken)
Lineage: Eukaryota; Metazoa; Chordata; Aves; Galliformes; Phasianidae
Gene: ATMIN
Product: ATM interactor
Exons: 4
Coding region: 25-2385 (786 amino acids)
Biological process (GO): regulation of transcription by RNA polymerase II
Cellular component (GO): nucleus
Molecular function (GO): DNA-binding transcription factor activity, RNA polymerase II-specific; transcription cis-regulatory region binding
Source: RefSeq, marked validated